This is a messenger RNA of Gekko japonicus, 1017 nucleotides long. RefSeq names its product selenium-binding protein 1-like. The annotation marks the transcript as partial. Gene Ontology annotation, molecular function: selenium binding. The transcript is spliced from 7 exons. Lineage: Eukaryota; Metazoa; Chordata; Lepidosauria; Squamata; Gekkonidae. The record is from RefSeq and is a predicted model, not a curated record.
AUGCUGCUCUGCGCCGGCCGCUGUGUGCCCUUGCCAGCUCCUGGGGAGUGCUCAGUGGACUGCCCGGAAGGGGGCGUGGAGCCUCUGGAGCCCGCCCGCCUGCCCCCUUCCCACGUGCAAAAGCGCCCCGGGGCUCCGCAGCUGCUUGCCAAAUCGGGCUUCCGCAGCAGGGACCGGGGGGCGAAAUGUGGAGCGUGCGGUCCCGGGUACAAAACUCCCCUGGAAGCGAUGAAAGGUCCCAGAGAAGAGAUUGUGUACCUGCCCUGUAUCUACAGGAACACUGGAAUCCAGAAGCCGGACUACUUAGCCACGGUUGACGUGGACCCCAAGUCUCAGAACUACUGCCAGAUCAUCCAUCGCUUGCCCAUGCCCAACGUCAACGACGAGCUCCACCACACCGGCUGGAACGCCUGCAGCAGCUGUUUCGGGGACACCACCAAGAAGCGCAACAGAAUGAUCCUCCCCAGCCUCAUCUCCUCCCGGAUCUACGUGGUGGACAUGGGCACGGACCCACGCGCUCCCAGGAUCCAUAAGGUAAUCGAGCCCUUUGAGGUGUACUGGAAGUGCAACUUGGCCAACCCCCACACUAGUCACUGCCUGGGCACCGGCGAAAUCAUGAUCAGCGCCAUGGGAGACCCUUCCGGCAACGGGAAAGGUGGUUUUGUCCUGUUGGAUGGAGAGACCUUUGAGGUGAAGGGGAACUGGGAAAGAGGAUCCAACGCUCCCAAGCUAGGCUAUGACUUUUGGUACCAGCCGAGACACAACGUCCUGAUGAGCACCGAAUGGGGAGUGCCGAAAUGCCUGGCGUACGGGUUUAAUCCGGCCGAUUUGGAGAAAGGGUGCUACGGUGGCAACAUCCACGUGUGGGAUUGGACCACCCAUGAGCUCAUCCAGUCGAUCGACGUGGGGAAGAAUUCCAUCCCCCUCGAAAUCCGCUUCCUCCACGAUCCGGACGCGUCUCAGGGGUUCGUCGGCUGCGCCCUCAGCAGUGCCGUCCAUCGUUUCUACAAGACUCAG